Messenger RNA from Helicoverpa armigera (cotton bollworm), 3428 nucleotides. It is a transcript of the gene pyx, whose product is annotated as transient receptor potential channel pyrexia. The transcript has 14 exons. NCBI's taxonomy places the organism in Eukaryota, Metazoa, Arthropoda, Insecta, Lepidoptera, Noctuidae. Gene Ontology annotation, cellular component: membrane. Gene Ontology annotation, molecular function: protein binding; monoatomic ion channel activity. Bases 433 to 3258 code for a protein of 941 amino acids. The record is from RefSeq and is a predicted model, not a curated record. Gene Ontology annotation, biological process: monoatomic ion transport; transmembrane transport.
GCAGUCUUAAUUUUGUGUUGAAAGAUGUUGUAACGAUGUUACAUAUCAUUUUUUAUAGAAAUCAAAGGGACAUUGGUUCAGUGGAUAUUAAAGAAUCCGGACAGCAUUUUAGUAGUUCUUAAAAUAAUUGCGUAGGCCGGCUGUCGCGACACGCGACAAUCAUUGGUGACGCUAUCAAAACCAUGAAAACACUUGCUCGAUACAAGUUCAAAACGUUUGAAAUGUAAUAUAAAUAAGUGCGUCAAAAUGAAUAGACAUGUUUCCAGAAAUGAUCGAUUUGUAUGCAUUAUCUGGAAAGGCGAAUAGGAGGAUGAUGGAAUGUUUUGGCAAUAAAUCCGAUUAUUUCUUGUGUUGUGGUUCCAUCCAUCGGCGGGGAUGACAAGAACGGGAGUUGAGUAGCUUUCAGUUUUCAGUAAAGCGCGGGCGAUCGCUAUGAUACGCUCACCCGGACACCGGCCGCGGAGAGCGAAUACUCGUAGCGAACAUGAAAGAAAGAGGAAAAAGGUGUUACGCGAGGGCAGCGCGAGAUGGUGCGGCGGCAUGAGCCAGGUGCCCGAGGACACGGAUGACGAUGUGGAAGCGGCCUACAUCUCCAGCGACGAAUCCGCACAUGGGGUCGACCUCGCGGAGCGUCUUCGCGUCAAACCCUCACCGGAUAUUUGGGAACUAGAUGAAAUUGAUUACAAUUUACGACAUCUCCCACUUGCCGAAGAAAUAUCUACAACCAUUGAAUCUGGACACUAUGAUGAGACUAUAGAAAUCGCAUCGAACACAGAAAAUGGGCUGUUAACAGCUGCAUUGUGGGCUUGCUGGCUCGGGCGGAGUUCAUUGCUUUCCAGAUUGUUAAAGCUGGGACUCGACCCGAAUCGAACUGAUGAAGCUGGAAGAACAUGUCUGCAUUUAAGUUGUUUAGUAGGCAGCGAUGAGUGUUCCAAACUGUUACUGGAGCACGGAGCAAAUCCGAACAUGUGGGACACAUCGACAGACAAAAAAGCCACACCACUGCAUUGCGCUGCGAGCGCGAAGAGCUUGGCGUGCGUCAAGGUGUUAAUUGCUUACGGAGCCGACGUUAAUGCCGGUCUCAGCGAGCGGUCUCCCCUACAUUAUGCGGUACUGAGCGACGCGCCUAUAGUCGUCAAGGAGUUAUUAGCAGCAGGCGCGUGUCCUGACACACCGCAGGUAUUCACUGAGACACCCUUGCAUGUGGCGGCGUCUCUUGGUUCGGCAUCAUGCACUAAGUUAUUAUUGGACGCGGGAGCUGACGUUAGAGCAGCAUUGGGAGCUGGUAGGGCUACGGCCUUACACCUGGCAGCUGAAGACGGUCACGCAGAGUGCGCAAGACUACUUCUCGAACACGGAGCACGCAUUGAUUUGCCGAACUUAAGAGGACAAACUCCGUUACAUCUAGCCGCAUUAGCACAAUCACUAGAAGUUGUCGAGUUGCUAGUGAUCAAACGUGCAGACGUUCGGGCUCGAGACGGAGACGGACGAACCCCCCUGCACGGAGCCAUCGUCAGAGGAGCUCGUGCUUGCGAUGUAGCACGGACGCUCCUGUCUGCAGGAGCCGACCCUAAUGCACCUGAUAAUUUCGGAUACACUCCUCUGCAUAUUGCCGCCUUAAAUGAGUUCUCCGCCUGCGUAUUGUUAUUGUUAGACUAUGGGGGUGACGUGACUCUGCGUACGAACGGCGGUGUAUCGGCGCUGUCGUUUAUAGUGAGGCGGGUGCCGGACGUGAUACCGCGGUAUUUGUGCAAGCUAGACGAUGCGGUGCAUGUCAGUGAACAUGAGUUGGGCGACGUUGAUUGCGAGCUCGUCAUAGACUUCAGGCCUUUAGUGCCCUGCCUUAGUAGAGGCGAAGCUGAGCUGUUAUUAGCUUUUAUUGAGGUGGGCCGAAAAGACGUCCUGAAACAUCCAGUUGCAGAAACGUUUCUUUUCCUAAAAUGGCGAAGGAUACGAAAGUUUUUCGUUAUGAGCUUUAUCUAUCACGCACUGUUUAUUACUUUGUACAGUCUCUAUAUUCUCCAAAUAUUUUUAUGUGAAUCAAGAAGUUGUGAUGUGCCAACAUAUCUUCGACCAGUCCAGUACCUAAUACUCUUACUGAACACCUGUUUCUUGUCUAAGGAGAUAUUUCAAUCAUGCCUGGAUUGGUCUGCAUACAUUAGGCAAUGGGAAAAUUGGUUGCAAUGGUUGAUUAUUUUAGGAGUAUUUUUGUGUACGAUACCUAGGUGGGAUAAUGGUGAGAUAAGACAUAAUACAUCAAAUUGGCAGCACGAUAUCGCAGCUAUUACUAUAUUCUUUUGUUGGCUGGAGUUGAUGAUGAUCAUCGGCCGGUUUCCAACGUUCGGUUUAUAUGUGCAAAUGUUCACGACGGUAACGGUGAACUUCGCAACAUUUCUGCUGGCAUACAGCUGUUUGCUGAUAGCCUUUGGACUGGCGUUCAGCGUGCUAUUCAGCAACUAUGCCGCGUUCCAGCUCCCCGCAUCUCUAGUGAAGACUGUCAUGAUGAUGUCAGGGGAACUGGAGUAUGAGGACAUAUUCUACAGCAACAGUACCACGCAGUCUCAUUACCCGGCUACUGCGCAUGGAAUGUUCCUGAUAUUCGUGGUCCUUGUCACAGUUAUACUGACCAACCUUCUGGUUGGAUUGGCUGUUAGCGAUAUUCAGGCAUUGCAAGAGAGCGCAGGUCUAGACAGGCUAGUUCGUCAAACACAACUAGUAGCACACCUCGAAAGCAUGCUAUUCAGCUCACUCCUGACGUGCGCGCCCAAGCAAUUGCUCGGCGUGCUGCGCUGGGGGGCUCUGCUGACCGCCUCUCAUACGCGCACGCUCACGAUACGACCGAACGACCCCAGGGAGAACAGGAUCCCGAAAGAUUUAAUAGCAUCUGUCUACAAAAUGGUGGCCAGUCGGAAAAGUACACGGAAAAGCAUAAAACACAACAACAACUACGUGUUUAGAAUAAGGAAAUGUAAGGGAGAAGAGGAGGCUCCAAAGCAAGACCUAGUCAAGAGGAAAAGUAACUUGUUUGACAGAUAUUCAUCGGAGAGCCAACAAGUUGAGAGAAGAAAGCGGACCACAUCAGCAUCAAAUGCGGACAGAAUCAGACCACAGUCACUCAAUAUCAAUGCCAUACAAGAAAUAUGUAUGGUGGAUAUAAAAACACAGUUAUUAGAAUUAACAAAGAGGGUAAACAAGUUAAUAGAUACAACAGAAACGAGGCUAAAUCAGAUUGAAAAUAAAAUCAGUCAGCCACCUUAAAUAGAUAUGGAUAAGCUAAUUCUUAUCUUUUAUAUUAUGCAGUCUGGUGUUGGAGACUAUAUUAUAAUGUUAUCCAUAUAUCUUUAAGUACUGCUGUUUGAAUUUACAGGUGUUGUUAUACAAAAUUGUUAUGCCUAUCUUUUUAAGAAUUACAAUCUCGAUUAUUUUCA